AUGACGUCCCAUGAAAAAGAAAAUAUUAAUAGCAAAUCAUCUAGUCAUCCUAUUGGCCUGAGUCCUUCAAGAAAACGAGAUCAUGUUCAAUCUUGGAUUCAAAUGGUCUACCCAAAGGAGACCUCGAAUACGGAGGAACCAAAGAUAUUGAUUGAUAAAUCUUUGAUUUCCAAAAAAUAUUCUUUGACUUUGUUUCUCCAAUCAUACCAGAAGAAUAUAAGACAAGACAAUGAAUUAGGAGGUAAAUCAAGUUGGAGAGCUUUAACAAAACCUAUGAUGAAGAAAAGUUUAAUGAAGAUCUUGUGUGGAAAUGAAGAAGAUUUCUUGGAAACAACUCAUAUAGUUCCCAAUAUUUUAACUAAAGGAGAUCACUUCACAGACCUUGAACACAGAGGAUUAAGUGACCCAAAAGCGCGUGAUGCAAAACUUGAACAACCGAGGAAAAUUUCAUUGGAUGAAGCUGACUUGAGACACACUUCUACAAAGGCUUCACCAGGAGAAUUGUACAGUUUCAAUGCUUUGACAUCUCCAGAAGGAUACACAACAGCUGAUGAAGGAUUUGCGGGCAAUGGUUCUGUGGAGGAGAAUGAUCCUAUUGAUAUUAAACAAAUGCUUGAUGAAGGAAAUAGCCUUCUGGGUGGAAAGAGAGUAGGGGAAAGGCUGAUUCACUAA
Molecule: messenger RNA, 672 nt
Organism: Melampsora larici-populina 98AG31
Lineage: Eukaryota; Fungi; Basidiomycota; Pucciniomycetes; Pucciniales; Melampsoraceae
Exons: 8
Coding region: 1-672 (223 amino acids)
Source: RefSeq, a predicted model, not a curated record